CAUACUCCAUAAUCAUAAUCAUAAUCCGUAUAUUCCAUAUUUGUGUUGUGUGUAGAUUACAACAAACCAAGCUCCGUCCCUCACAAUAAAAGCACCACUAAUAAUCACUAUGCAUUGUUGUUGUUUCAUGUGAGUGAAAGGAUAGAGCGAAACGCAUCGCACUUUAUCGUCGUUCGAUGGUGAUGAUGGUGACGGAGGGAAACGACAGCAGCUGCGGCAGCGGCGGCAGCGGAGUGCAGCACCAUACGAUGUCGUCCUCGUCCUCGCCGGCGCAGAGCCGGCAGCAGCGGCAGAAGGUGGAAGUGUACAAUGAGAUUCUCCGCCGCUUGAAGGAUUCCGGCCACGAAGAAGCUAUGCAACCUGGCUUCCACGAUCAGCUUUGGGCUCACUUCAAUCGCCUCCCUACACGGUAUGCGCUGGAUGUGAAUGUGGAAAGGGCGGCAGAUGUUCUCAUGCACAAGAGAUUGCUGCAUUUGGCGCAUGAUCCUGCUAAUAGGCCUUCAAUUGAAGUUCGAUUAGUUCAGGUUUAUCCCAUAACCGAUGGAAACUCAGCUGACACUUUUGAAUCAGAUGAUCCUGGGAUAGAAUCUGGACAAAGUUCUUCAAAGUACUCAAGCAGACAGAGUAUACAUCCACCUCCUGCUUUUGGUUCUUCUCCUAAUCUUGAAGCACUGGCUCUUGAAGCAAAUAAUUCUGAAGAAGACAUAGAAGAGGAACAAUCUGUACAUGCCAAUGUUCAAUAUUCACGGCCCAUGCAUGAAAUCACCAUCUCAACAGAUGACAAGCCCAAGCUUCUCAGUCAGUUAACUGCUUUGCUUGCUGAGAUUGGACUGAACAUCCAAGAAGCACAUGCAUUUUCUACAACUGAUGGUUUCUCAUUAGAUGUGUUUGUUGUUGAAGGAUGGCCCUAUGAGGAAACAGAAAAGCUUAAAGCAGCUUUGGAAAGUGAAGUCUUGAAGAAGAUUGAGAGACAGGUGAGGUCUAGUCCACAAUCCGUAUCUUCAGUUGACGAGCCUGAUCAAGCAAAGUUGUACAGUGAACUGGAUCAUUUGACAAUACCAAAUGAUGGGACAGAUGUUUGGGAAAUAGAUCCUAAACAUUUGAAAUAUGGAACUCAAAUUGCAUCUGGGUCAUAUGGUGAACUAUUUAAAGGUGUAUAUUGUAGCCAGGAAGUGGCCAUCAAAGUUCUCAAGGCUGAGCAUGUAGAUUCAGAAUUGCAGAGAGAGUUCGCACAGGAAGUCUAUAUCAUGAGAAAGGUUCGACACAAGAAUGUUGUACAAUUCAUAGGAGCUUGCACCAAGUCCCCACGCUUAUGCAUAGUAACAGAAUUUAUGUCUGGUGGAAGUGUGUAUGACUACCUACAUAAGCAGAAGGGCUUUUUUAAAUUUCCUACACUGCUCAAAGUAGCAAUUGAUGUUUCCAAAGGAAUGAACUACUUGCACCAACAUAAUAUAAUCCAUAGAGACUUGAAGGCUGCCAACCUUUUGAUGGAUGAAAAUUGUACUGUAAAGGUCGCUGAUUUUGGGGUUGCUAGAGUUAAAGCUCAAUCUGGCGUCAUGACUGCAGAAACUGGAACAUAUCGAUGGAUGGCUCCUGAGGUUAUAGAACACAAGCCGUAUGAUCACAAGGCUGAUGUAUUUAGUUUUGGAAUUGUUUUAUGGGAGUUGCUCACCGGAAAGCUUCCAUACGAAUAUUUAACCCCCCUACAGGCAGCUAUAGGAGUGGUUCAAAAGGGUUUGCGACCCACCAUCCCGAAGAACACUCAUCCAAAGUUUGUGGAGCUUCUUGAGAGGUCUUGGCAGCAAGAUCCUACAUUGAGACCUGAUUUCUCCGAAAUUAUCGAGAUCCUGCAGCAGUUAGCAAAGGAGGUUGGAGAUGGAGAGGAGCGGCACAAGGAUAAAUCUGGAGGACUCCUGUCUGUCCUCAGAAGAGGACAUCACUAAAAGGUUUCUUUGAAUAGAUGAUGUCCGUAACAUGGUCAUAGGUAGGAUCAAUCGCAGCACAAGGGCCAUUUCCCAUUUGUUUCUAAAUUGUCAUGUACAGUUAUCUUCACAUUAUCUGAUUGCUUUUAUGAUAGAUUUGUCACGAUUUAAGCAUUUUGAAAAUAUGAUCAAUUGCCCAUUGCUUCGGGUUUUAUAACCUUUAUUUAUAUCUGUAAAAAAGUUGUUGAUGGGUAUAGAUUAAAUUCGUAGCAUCAACAAUCCUUUAUUGCAUCAAAAUAUUAUGUUAAGUAUAAUUGUUUACAUUGAUUCUUUCUAAAUCAAUGGAUUCUGGAA
This is a messenger RNA of Glycine soja, 2276 nucleotides long. Its product is annotated as serine/threonine-protein kinase STY46-like. Gene Ontology annotation, biological process: protein phosphorylation. The record is from RefSeq and is a predicted model, not a curated record. The transcript has 16 exons. Lineage: Eukaryota; Viridiplantae; Streptophyta; Magnoliopsida; Fabales; Fabaceae. Gene Ontology annotation, molecular function: ATP binding; protein kinase activity. Bases 177 to 1943 code for a protein of 588 amino acids.